GCUGUCUUGCACAAAGUAGCUCGAACCGCAGGAAGGCGUUAGUUUUCUCUCGCGCUCGCGUUAAUUGCUAUUUGUCAUCGAGAGAUGCAGCUCGAGCGUUGCAUCUCGCCAGCUCUCGCGCGCUCCAAGAAAUGUAUGAUUGUGGGCAGUGGCUACCCAAACGCACAAGCGUCUGAGCUCGCCUUGCAGGACUACCCUAUUAUAUCAAUCGGCGACAACCUGGAGAGAAGUUCACCUCUGAAAAAAAACUCCGCUGGGAUGACGAAUCAGUCAGAGGCAGACAAUUUCGCCGACUCGAAGGACUCAUCAGGGGACGUCCAGCGAGGCAAACUCUCUCCUGAUCUUGACGGAGUCGCCGACAGUCGUCACACUUUCGAUGGAUCUGCAGGAGAAAGGUAUCUCCUGUCUCAGUCCAGUCAAGUUCAGCCGAGUCCUACCACCAUGUUUCCCUACCCGAGUCAGCAUGGACCGACGCACCCGGCUUUCUCCAUCGCCAGCCCGAGCCGCUACAUGGCGCACCACCCGGUCAUCACGAACGGAGCCUACAACAGCCUAUUGAGCAACUCUUCUCCGCAAGGUUACGCGACCGCCGGGUACCCGUACGCGCAACAGUAUGGACACGCGUACCAGGGCACGGCUUUCUACCAGUUUUCCUCCGCGCAAGCAGGACUCGUGCCCGGCAAAGCGCAGGUUUACCUCUGCAACAGGGCCCUGUGGCUUAAAUUCCACAGGCAUCAAACGGAGAUGAUUAUUACCAAGCAGGGACGACGAAUGUUCCCGUUUUUGAGUUUCAAUAUAUCUGGUCUCGACCCAACGGCGCAUUACAAUAUCUUUGUGGACGUGAUUCUUGCUGAUCCGAAUCACUGGCGCUUUCAAGGAGGAAAAUGGGUCCCGUGCGGCAAAGCGGAUACGAAUGUAACAGGGAACAGAGUGUACAUGCACCCGGAUUCGCCAAACACCGGCGCGCACUGGAUGCGUCAAGAGAUUUCCUUUGGAAAACUUAAGCUAACCAACAAUAAAGGAGCAACCAACAACACAGGACAGAUGGUCGUCCUGCAGUCGCUGCAUAAAUACCAGCCUCGACUGCAUGUGGUGCAGGUGAACGAGGACGGAACGGAGGACACGAGCCAACCCGGGCGCGUGCAGACCUUCACUUUCCCCGAGACGCAGUUCAUUGCUGUCACCGCAUAUCAAAACACUGAUAUCACGCAGCUAAAAAUCGACCACAACCCAUUCGCGAAAGGAUUCCGUGACAAUUAUGACACUGUCUACACAGGCUGCGACAUCGAUCGGUUGACGCCGUCCCCGGGUGACUCUCCGCGCUCUCAGAUCAUGCCUAGCGCAAGAUAUGCCAUGACUGGUUCUUUCCUGCAGGACCAAUUUGUCAGCUCGUAUGCCAAGUCCCGCUUUCACCCUGGCGUCGGAGGCGCUCCUGGCACGGACCGCAGCGUCCCACUUAGUAACAGCUUGCUCUCCCCGCAACAAACCGAGGAGACCACGGUGGCCUCCCCGCAGCGAUGGUUUGUCACCCCUGCCAACAACCGACUGGACUUUGCCGCCUCGGCAUACGAUGCUGCUGCGGCUGCUGAUUUCGCCGGUAACGCGGCCACCCUUCUGUCGUACGCAGCUGCCGGAGUUAAAGCGCUGCCCCUGCCCGGUGCGGGAUGCUCCAACAGACCUCUGGGGUAUUACGGCGAGCCGCCGGGGUGGGGCACCCGCACACCACCGCAAUAUUGCAGUAAAUCCAGCUCUGUUCUGUCUUGCUGGCCGUCCAACUCCGUAGGGAGCAGAACGACCGCCUCAAGCUACCUGGUCCCGGGACUAGAGGACGGAGACCCCAUUGCGCCCGAGAGGUCACCGCUAGGCGGGGCGGAUGAGUCCAAACCUAAAGACCUGUCUGAAUCCAGCUGGAUAGAAACCCCGUCCUCAAUUAAGUCGAUCGAUUCGAGCGAUUCUGGGAUUUUUGAGCAAGCCAAGCGGAGGAGGAUUUCGCCAUCUGCCACGCCGGUUUCCGAGACGUCGUCUCCAUUAAAAUCUGAAAUGUUGACGCCGAGGGAAUGCGAGAAAAACUGCUCCAAGGACAUCGGCUACUACAGCUUUUACCCCCACAGUUAGAAAACUCGGACCGACUAAUGCAUGGCUUGUGUGUUCAAGGAUUCACAAAAGUGACUUAUAAUCUAUUUAUGUCCUGCUAUUUAUUUAUUUGUUUAUUUAUUUGCUCUUAUAUCCGGUCGCGUCGUUCUAAGGACGCCACGCGUCGAGUUUUAACGGAAAAAAACGGACACUUGAUCAAAUAUGUACGCGGUUUUCGUAACCAAAUGACAUUUUAAGGUUUUAACUGUCAAACCUAUUGUAAGUAUGAAAGUACUGUACAUAAUUGUAUUUAUCUAUUCAUUUGUGAUUCUUCUCGUUGAAUGUUGAUGUAUAAUAUAGAAAACCUAAUUAGGUUUAUGUUAAAUGUACUUAGAAAACGUACUUACGUUCGUUAGUUCGAAUAGCUACAUAUAUUAAAUAUUUUGAUGUCUGAAAAAAUAAGGAUACAUCUCGUAUAGGUUCCAGUUGUGAUGACAAAAACGAUACGACUGAAUUGGAAGUAGCUGCUAAUCCGUUGAAAAGCCCGCCAAAAAGAGUUCCUCUGACAGGAAAAAUGGCGGACGCAUGUCUGUCAGAGGUUGAUUUUAUGUGAGCUUAUAUUGAUGUUGCUUUUAGAGUCGCGUCGUUUGUUCGUAAAUAUCAUAGUCCGUAGUUUCAUUUUGUGAACCUUGUUGAAAUGUUUUUAACCACACCAGCGUAAAAUCAUUUAUCCCAUUACCUUUUUUUUGUAGAGAUAAAAACAUAGACAACCAUUCCACGUAUUAACAACCCAGGCAUUUCAUUUGUAUUUCAUGGGUUGUUUUCUCAUGAGGAAAAUCGCGAGUUAGGCCUGCUAAUGUGUAAAGCUAAUGUAAUUUGUGGUGUGCUUACUUGCAAUAAAUGUGACAGAAUGUGAAACCCCGGGCAAAGUACACAAGCUUCAAGCUAAGCUGAUUUCAAAACCAAAUAUUUGUACCAUUUUCUCUACCUGUUCUUGAGGUAUAUUGAAACGCCAGUCACAAUGUGAAUUCCGUUUCCUGUUCGAUGCAUUUUCAUAAUAAAAUGUAGUCAUGCAAUGCAACAAUUAAGAUAAUCGCCCAGAACAAACUCUUUGGUAGUUCUCUACAAUUUAUAGAUGGAUUUUUUACUGCAAUUUAUAGAAGCCCAAAAGGUAAACAGUAGUGUUAAUAACAAAAUAACAGACCAGAUACAUUUAGAUAAUGAGAUUUAAGUGAAUAUAUAUGGGCACAUUUUGGUUGUCAAAUAUAGGCGGUGUGAGCAUUACACCUGUGAUUUUAUAUGGUCCAUUUCAGGGCAAAUUUAAUUGGAUUUUAAACCCAUUCAUGACCUGGAUUUUAAAAAAACAGACCAAUGUUUAUGUUUUUAAGGCCUUUUGAAUUAGGGUUUAGAUAUUGUAGUGACCUGAUUCAUUAAAACUCUGCUGUAAACACCUUCAUAAGCAAUUUUGAAUGCAUCCACAAUAAACCCCACCACCGCUUGGGUAAUAUUAAUUACAGAAAGUUAAAGGCAGUUCAGUUAAUUUGUUAGUAUGGUUGAUAUUUUAAUGUAGUGCAAUUACAUUGUUUUAGGUUUGACUUGCAUCUAGAUAUUAUUAUUGCACAAUCUAAAACAUGACAAUAUUUUAUCAAUCAUGAUAAGAGGUCAAUAUGAUAAACAUUUCUGUUUUUUUUUUUUUCAGUUAUUUAAGCUCGUUUACAUCCACAUGCAACCUUCAUAUGUAUGUAAAUGAGCGGUAUGCUAUUAUUAAACAGGCAGACUGAA
Molecule: messenger RNA, 3855 nt
Organism: Danio rerio (zebrafish)
Lineage: Eukaryota; Metazoa; Chordata; Actinopteri; Cypriniformes; Danionidae
Gene: tbr1b
Product: T-box brain transcription factor 1b
Biological process (GO): positive regulation of DNA-templated transcription; anatomical structure morphogenesis; regulation of DNA-templated transcription
Cellular component (GO): nucleus
Molecular function (GO): DNA binding; RNA polymerase II cis-regulatory region sequence-specific DNA binding; DNA-binding transcription factor activity
Source: RefSeq, marked validated